GUUUAACUUAAUUUAGUGUGAUAUAAUAUAUUUUAUUAUUUAAUUUAGUGUUAAAAUGAUUUCUCCAGGUGGUCCUGACUGUGUAGCAGCAGAGCUAUGUGGUGUGCUUUCCACACCAAUCCAGUUCCGUUGCCACAGGUUAAACGCAAUGAUAAAUUCCUACCACCCACGUGAUUUGCAGAAUAUUUUUCCACAACUCGUGGACUCUAUUUUUAAUUCUAGAGGUGGACAAGGAUGGGGCUUGCGUGUUAUCACACAAUCGUCAAACGAAUUCGAUCUCUUGCAUGAUUUCUUCUCGCCCCUGGGCCCAUUUUUAAGAUUGUGUUACAGAUUGUUGGAUGAUAAUAUUAAGUUCUUGCUACCGAUAUCGUAUUUGCCUCAACUUUUAAGGAACAAACUGUCGGCUGGCAACAAUUUAUCUAAUUUUUAUAAAGAAACCUAGACAUUCAAUGCUAAAGGACUUGUUUUAGUUUUAAAUUCUUUUGACUACUACAUUUUUAACUUUGCUCUACAUUUAUGCAACGAAAUGCAAUGUGUAGAUUUACCUUCCAACCAAGAAUCGUUUUCGGUUUAUCGAGCCUUGUGCUGUGAUUAUUUACAGCACUUUUUAAGAUGCGAUGGGGACUCCACGAUUUUACCAGACUUGACAAUGCUUAAGGACCGCAGUAAAAUGUCUCCUGUCGUUGUACCAAGGACGCCCCAAACUCCACGUCUGAUAAAGCUAUCAGAAAACUUCAUAGAAUCUCCAUCAUCUAAUGAUAUAGACAAUAACAUGUUCAACUAUAGCCAAACCUUUUGGAGAACAGAAACAGUCCUGACAG
This is a messenger RNA of Ctenocephalides felis (cat flea), 821 nucleotides long. Its product is annotated as sphingomyelin phosphodiesterase 4-like. Gene Ontology annotation, molecular function: sphingomyelin phosphodiesterase D activity. Lineage: Eukaryota; Metazoa; Arthropoda; Insecta; Siphonaptera; Pulicidae. The record is from RefSeq and is a predicted model, not a curated record. Bases 56 to 442 code for a protein of 128 amino acids. The transcript is spliced from 6 exons. Gene Ontology annotation, biological process: sphingomyelin catabolic process; glycerophospholipid catabolic process; ceramide biosynthetic process.